AUGGCUGAACGCAUCCUCAUGAACGAAUACCGCACACUCUCCAAAGAGAAGUGGGUGAACAUCGAAUUGAAGGAAGAUGAUAUCUUCUCGUGGGAUCUCGCCCUGUUCGUGCUCAACAAGGACUCCCUCUACUAUGACGGCUAUUUGAAGGCGACCAUGACCUUCCCCAAGAACUACCCAUACUCUCCGCCAAAGUUCCGGUUCCUCGUGCCCCUAUACCACCCGAACAUUUACCCGAACGGCGACCUCUGCAUCUCUAUCCUGCACCCCCCGGGCGACGACGAAAUGUCCGGUGAGCUGGCAUCCGAGCGCUGGUCCCCGGCGCAACGUGUCGAAUCUGUCCUCAUCUCAAUCCUGUCUCUCCUCGACGAUGCCGAAGUGUCUUCCCCUGCGAAUGUGGAUGCAGCCGUCAUGCUUCGCAAGAACCCAACCGAGUACCGUGCGAUCGUCAAGUCCAACGUGGAGGAAUCCCGCAAACUCGCCCCUGCCGGCUUUACCAUGCCUGUCGAUGAUGAUGAACCUGUGAUGCGUGAGGUCGAGAAGGAUGAUGACGAUUUCUGGGUGGAGAGCGACGUUGACAGCUUCGGCGGUAGCGAUUCAGACUCGGAUCUGGAUAUGGACCAGCUGUCGGGGAGCGAUGCAGACGACGACGAUGAUGACGACGACAGCGAGGAUUCAUGCGAGCAGCAGCAAAAGGCUUAG
Messenger RNA from Penicillium argentinense, 702 nucleotides. RefSeq lists its product as uncharacterized. The coding region runs from base 1 to 702 and encodes 233 amino acids. Gene Ontology annotation, biological process: proteasome-mediated ubiquitin-dependent protein catabolic process; protein polyubiquitination. The record is from RefSeq and is a predicted model, not a curated record. The transcript is spliced from 3 exons. Lineage: Eukaryota; Fungi; Ascomycota; Eurotiomycetes; Eurotiales; Aspergillaceae. Gene Ontology annotation, molecular function: ubiquitin conjugating enzyme activity.